Lactuca virosa is the source of this 1122-nucleotide messenger RNA. The record is from the annotation of a GenBank genome assembly. NCBI's taxonomy places the organism in Eukaryota, Viridiplantae, Streptophyta, Magnoliopsida, Asterales, Asteraceae.
AUGACCAUACUACCCUCACAUGUCAAAUAUGUUCUUCUCAUUCUUCUCUCUUUCUACACAACCCUUUCUCACCAAGCCACAUCUGCCCCAAAUCCUAGGCUCCAAAAAGCCUAUUUUGCCCUCCAAGCAUGGAAACAUUCGAUAAACUCCGACCCUCAAGGCUUCACAUCAAAUUGGUAUGGCUAUAAUGUGUGUAACUAUACCGGGGUCUUCUGUGCGCCUUCUUUAGACGACCCACAUGUGACCACGGUCGCUGGUAUCGACCUCAACCAUGCAAAUAUCUCUGGGUCUCUCCCUGAAGACCUAGGUUUGCUGACAGAUCUCGCAUUGUUCCACAUCAAUUCUAACAAGUUUUGUGGAACAGUGCCAAAAUCUUUUAACAAACUAGGUCUUCUUUACGAGCUUGACAUCAGUAACAAUCGCUUUUCGGGUAAUUUCCCAUCAGUGGUGCUUUCUCUUUCUUCUCUCAAAUUUCUUGACAUUCGGUUUAACCAGUUUAAAGGCGACGUUCCUUCCAAAUUGUAUGACCUUAAACUCGACGCCAUUUUCAUCAAUAACAACUUAUUUGACACGAGUUUUCCUAAAAACCUUGGGAAUUCUCCUGUUUCGGUGGUGGUUUUUGCUAAUAACAACAUCAAAGGGAGUUUGCCGUCGAGUAUAAAGAAUAUGGGGGGAACUUUGGACGAGAUUAUUCUGAUGAACGUGGGUUUAAGUGGGUGUUUAACUCCGGAUAUUGGGUCGUUGAAGAAGUUGACGGUUUUUGAUGUGAGUUAUAAUUCACUGGUGGGGAUGUUGCCGGAAAGUAUAGGAGAAAUGAAGAGUCUGGAGCAGUUAAAUGUGGCUCACAACAAGUUCUCCGGCGAGAUUCCGUCUAGUAUUUGCUCGUUGCCAAGACUGGAGAAUUUCACGUACUCAGAUAACUAUUUUUGCGGCGCGCCCAAGAGUUGUCUCAAGCUGGCCGACAGGGAUGAUCGACAAAAUUGUAUCCCGGAGAGGCCCGCACAGCGGCAGGUGGCCGAGUGUAAGGCAUUUUAUUCUCGUCCGGUGAAUUGUCUUGAUUGUUCACCACCACCUCCUCCACCACCGCCUACUAAACACUGGCUGCCACCAUCGAAAUAUUGA